This is a messenger RNA of Plasmodium malariae, 1488 nucleotides long. RefSeq names its product conserved Plasmodium protein, unknown function. Bases 1 to 1488 code for a protein of 495 amino acids. The transcript is spliced from 2 exons. Lineage: Eukaryota; Apicomplexa; Aconoidasida; Haemosporida; Plasmodiidae. The record is from RefSeq and is a predicted model, not a curated record.
AUGAAUGAUAAUAAUGAGGAAAAAAACAAUGAAAGAAAAAUAAGAAAAAAAAACAUUGACAUUCUUUUUGACAGUGAAGAAAUGGAAGUAUCCAUUAACAAAAUGGAUGAAGGAAAACAUGAGAAAAAAGGAAAUUCAGAAAAAAAUAAAAUAGAUGACGAGAAAAAUAGAUUGUUAAUUUUUAACAAUUAUUUGCCAAAAGAAUCCGUGAAAAGUAACAAAGAUAAUGAUGGAAUUAGUAGGGGAAAGGAGAACGUUAAACAUAUUAAUAGAAAUAAAAAUACCAUAAAACAGGAAAAAAAAAACAGUGUAAAUGAUGAUGAAUUUGAAAUACCUAUACAUUUUGGAAAAAGAAGUAAACACAAUGAUUUUUUAAAUGAGAGCUUUUAUAAAUUUAGAGAAUAUGACGAAGAUGACGAUGCCGAUGAUAAUAAAAAAUUGCACAUAAUGGACAUAUUUAAUUACCACGAUUUUCCUGUUAAUUUAUUUGGGAUAAAAAAAAAAAAAGCAAAAAACAGGGAUAAAAAAUUUGUAAUAGAAUUUGUGGAUUCAUAUAAUGAUGAAUUUGUGAAAAAAAAUAUUAACAACAAUAUCAUUUUUGAAUCAAUAGGAGUGUGCAAAGGGAUUUCCUUUUUAGACAUAAACGAAAAUAUUAACAUAAAUUGCCUAGGAGUAAAUGAUAACAAUGCAUUUUACUUUUAUAAGAUGAUACCCUUUAAUAAAAUUUAUUCACAGGAUGCCAUUAAUAAAAUAUUAACCAAAAAAAAUGUUGUUUCGAAAAUAGAACAUAGGAAACAACACAAUAACAACGAUAUUCAUGCAAUGAACUAUGAACAUAACCCUCGUCAUAAUGAGGCAAACGACUUCUUUAUAAAAAAUUAUAAUAUUCUUAAAAAUUAUUUUUUUAAGAAGAAAAAAGAAAAAAAAACGAUAUAUAAUGACUUAUAUUUAUCACCUUAUGAAAAAAAUUUAAAAUCAAGCUUAUGUAUAGGAACACAUAUAUACUCGCAAGAAAGAGCAGUAAAGAAAUGCUUCGGGUUAUUAAUUGAGCAAAAUGUAUAUUCCUUAGAUCAGCCACAAGAUGAUAGUACAGCAGUUAACAAAAAUUUAGAAAAUUUAUACUUUGACUUUCCUUUUUAUAAAAAUCAGAUAAUUUUUAAACCCAUAUAUUAUCCGUACAAAAAUGUUCAAAUUAUAAGCAAUUCUUUUAGAAAUUAUUUUAAAAAUAUUCAAUGGGAAAAAUUUAAUAACUUAAAAGAUGUAGAAUUUUAUUAUGACAUAAAAAAUAACCUUUUUAAUUUUUCAAAAGAUGUGUAUUUAACAACAAAAAGUGCCAUUAGACAUUUUGAUUCACCAAAGGACUUUGUUAUUCAAACAGCUAAUCGAGUGAAAGACAUAAACAUUCAUAUGAAAAAAAUUUGUGAAAAAUCGUUUUAUAUUAUUCAUAAUUCUAUUUUGAAGCUAAGUAAAGUGUCUAAAAGUUCAUAA